AUUAUGACAAACCAACCUACUAUACUAUUCAUGCAGAGGAAUUGGCAUUUGGCAAUUCGCAGUUCUGGAAGCUUGAGAAUCCAUGCUACGUUACACAUUUGAUCAUCGGUUUAGUGGUACCAGUCCAUGACUAAUUGUUCAUAAACCAUAACGUAUAUCAGGAUUUUGUUUUGGAAGAUGCUACACUACAGUAAACCUAGAAGAGGGGGUGUACCAUCGUAAACGAACGGAUUUCUGAGAUUGGAUGUGUCAUGUGUGAGGGCUGAUUCAUUGAUUCAACAAUGUCUACGAACCAUGACCGGUCGGAAUCACAAAACGGCGACUCGGAACACAAUCCAGAUCCCAAAUCUCCUCCACACGAAGACCCUGCGAUCCAAUCGACGGACGGACCAUCACCUGGCAACGAUGUGGAUCACCCUUCGAAGCUCGACCAAAUCAUUACGUCCAAUGAUACUGAUAUCGAUUCGACCAAUGUUGAUCCCGAACCGGAACUGGAACCGGAACCCCCAAAAGAACCAACACCUACUGUGCUACCGAAAGACCAAAUCAUUCCGUCCAAUGAUACUGAUAUGGAUUCCACCAAUGUUGAUCCGGAACCGGAACCCCCAAAAGAACCAACGCUUACUGUGCUACCGAAAGACGAAGCGAAACCGUCUGUCGCUAUGAGAGAAUUGUUGGGUGAACUGAAGAAUGUCGAUGUCAAUGAAGAUUCUCCAUCGGCAGCAGUUGCCACGCCUUCUCGUAGUCAAGAUAACAAACAACCUAAAGGACGAAAUAGUGCUGCCAUGGCCUUGAUCAAUAGUAUCUCGAGUUCUGAUGAAGAAGGAAGGACAAGGCAACGAAUGCUUAAGUUUGCUGCAAAGAGGUACGCAAGUGCAAUAGAGAGCAAUCCAGAUGAUUAUGAUGCACUAUAUAAUUGGGCAUUGGUUCUUCAGGAAAGUGCAGAUAAUGUUAAUGCAGAUACUAAUUCACCUUCCAAAGAUGCUUUACUUGAAGAAGCCUGCAAAAAGUAUGCUGAAGCUACCAAUUUAAACCCUGCCCUUCAUGAUGCUUAUUAUAACUGGGCUAUUGCCAUAUCCGAUAGAGCCAAACUCCAUGGACGUACAAAAGAAGCUGAAGAACUAUGGAAACAAGCAACAAAGAAUUAUGAAAUAGCUGUCAAACUAAACUGGAACAGUCCACAGGCUCUGAACAACUGGGGACUUGCUUUACAGGAAUUAAGUGCAAUUGUUCCUGCACGUGAAAAACAGACUAUAGUAAGAAGUGCAAUCAGUAAGUUUCGUGCAGCAAUACAGUUGCAAUUUGACUUCCACAGAGCAAUUUACAACCUUGGCACUGUUCUGUAUGGAUUAGCAGAAGACACAUCAAGAACUGGAGUACCAGUUGUUGGAAAUGAGAUUCCUUUCAAUGAAUUAUACAGUCAAUCUGCUAUCUAUAUAGCUGCUGCUCAUGCAUUGAAACCAAAUUACUCAGUUUACUCCAGUGCCUUGAAGCUUGUCAGGACUAUGCUUCCUUUACCUUAUUUAAAGGUGGGUUAUCUUACAUCCCCACCAGUGGGGAAUCCAGUUGCACCACAUUGUGAUUGGAAAAGAUCUAAGUUUGUUUUGAACCAUGAAGCACUUCAACAGAUUCAUGAUGAUCAACAAAAACAAAUAUCUGGAGAUCGAACAAGUAUCCGAGUUGAAAUUCUGAAUAUUGUUUCAGUAAAAGAAUGCUCAGAUUUGACUUUACCACUUGGUCCUUCCUUCUCCAUUGAUACAAUUCAUGGACCAUUCUUCUUGAUUGCAGACUCACGCGAAUACAUGGACACAUGGCUCGAUGCUAUUCGCCUAGUCUACACAAUAUUCGCCCGGGGUAAAACCGAUGUUCUAGCUGGGAUAAUAACAGGAUAGAAUCCUAUUCCUAUCAUCCUAUUUCAC
This is a messenger RNA of Lactuca sativa (garden lettuce), 1919 nucleotides long. Its product is annotated as protein HLB1. Lineage: Eukaryota; Viridiplantae; Streptophyta; Magnoliopsida; Asterales; Asteraceae. Gene Ontology annotation, molecular function: protein binding. The record is from RefSeq and is a predicted model, not a curated record.